GUAAACUUAAGUCCAGUUUCAGGCAUAGACGAUACUACAGGAAGAGAAUUGUUCUAUUGCACUAUCCGUAACAUACCGUCAUGGAUGAGAUCAAAAGACUUACGACGAUACUUCUCGGAUUUUACAGAAAACGAGAAAUUUCAUUGUUUUCACUAUAGACAUCGACCUGAACUGCAUGCGGAAACUGGUAACAAAAAGACCGCAACAUGUUGUUGUGUUGUGAGCUUUGCCUCAUCUGCUUUGAGGAGUGAAUUCAUACGUGAUUAUCAUGGUCGGCACUGGAUGAACAAUGAAGGAAUGGAAAUACCUCGUCGUUGUUUUGUUACUGCUAUAAAACUUGCAAAUGCUUCCGAAGGGACAUCUGAUUCGCUGACGAGAGCUGAUCUUCGGCAGUUGAUUGAACUUCGCCCACCAGCGGUCAUGCCUAAUGGCAACGUUGGUACGCCGACAAGUUACUUCAUGGAGCAGAUUCGUUUGUGUCGUCUACCAGUUUCUCUUAUCCCAAAGUUGGGUUUAAAAACAAAUCGGAGGAAAAGAAAGUACGAGUCUGUGGAAUUCCAUUACUCCUCAGAAGAAGGCGACGAAAGCACAAAAGAAUAUAAUGGUGUUCAUAUCCAAACCUCCCCUUCCGACGAUGAUGACGAUCAGUGCGAAGAAUGGGAAAGACAUGAAGCUCUCCACGAUGAUGUCACAGAGCAAGAUCGAAUCAAACCGCGUAAAUAUGAAGAAGAAAUGGAAGUAACAUGGGAGAAGGGCGGACCAGGACUGGUAUGGUUCACCGAUAAGAAUUACUGGGAUGAAAGGGAGAAAGGAACGGAUUGCGAUUGGGCAUGGGCGGAUGAUUGGGAUGUCGACUACUCAGUUUAUUACGAGGGCAAGUCCGCUGGAUCGAAAGAUGCUCAUGAUGCUGUUGAGAUCAGGGAAGACGAAGCGAAACGGUCGGGCAAGUUGGAAGAAUCUGUUUUCACGAAGAAAUCCAAACCAUCCGGAUCUAAUCGAAAGCGUCGCAAUAGUGAUACAGAUGUGGUGGAUAUCGAACAGUAUAACAAAGGAAUAGGCAGUAAAUUACUCGGAAGAAUGGGAUGGAAACCUGGAUCAGGAUUGGGUCGCUCACAGCAAGGUCGAGUUGAUCCAGUUGCGAUCCAGUUGGAAGAAGAUGGGCAGUCCAGCCUCGAAAAGAAAGGCUUUGGCUAUCAUGGGGAAAAGAUGAUGCGUACUGGAUUCAUGAAACAGCCGAAAGUGCAUGCGAUUGCGUCGAGGUAA
Messenger RNA from Haemonchus placei, 1263 nucleotides. The record is from the annotation of a GenBank genome assembly. Lineage: Eukaryota; Metazoa; Nematoda; Chromadorea; Rhabditida; Trichostrongylidae.